AUGAAGCCGGCGCGGCUGCUGCUGCUGCUGAGCGGGUGCGCGCUGCUGCUGGCGCCGGCCGUGCGCGGCUGCGGGCCGGGCAGGGUGGUGGGCAGCCGCCGCCGCCCGCCCCGCAAGCUCAUCCCGCUCGCCUACAAGCAGUUCAGCCCCAACGUCCCCGAGAAGACGCUGGGGGCCAGCGGCCGCUACGAGGGCAAGAUCGCGCGUAACUCGGAGCGCUUCAAGGAGCUCACGCCCAACUACAACCCCGACAUCAUCUUCAAGGACGAGGAGAACACCGGAGCCGACCGGCUCAUGACCCAGCGCUGCAAGGACCGCUUGAACUCCCUGGCCAUCUCUGUCAUGAAUCAGUGGCCGGGGGUGAAGCUGCGGGUGACGGAGGGCUGGGAUGAAGACGGGCACCACUCAGAGGAGUCGCUGCAUUAUGAGGGCCGAGCUGUGGACAUCACGACCUCGGACCGGGACCGCAACAAGUACGGCAUGCUGGCUCGCCUGGCCGUGGAGGCUGGCUUCGACUGGGUCUACUACGAGUCCAAGGCACACAUCCACUGCUCCGUCAAGUCAGAGCACUCGGCCGCUGCGAAGACGGGGGGCUGCUUUCCUGGGCAGGCGCUGGCGACGCUGGAGGACGGUGCCCGGACACCCCUGUGGGCCCUGCGCCCGGGCCAGCGGGUGCUGGCGAUGGACGGGGCGGGCAAGCCCAUCUACAGCGACUUCUUGGCUUUCCUGGACAAGGAGCCCCGCGCCCUCACCUCCUUCCACGUCAUCGAGACGCAGGAGCCACCCCGGCGCUUGGCCCUGACACCCACCCACUUGCUUUUCGUGUCCGAGAACGCCUCGGCGCCUGCCCCCCACUUCCGCCCCACCUUUGCCAGCCGUGUGCGCCCCGGACAUUUCGUGCUGGUGGCGGCAGAGGGAGGAGGCUUGCAGCCUGCCGAGGUGGUGCGGGUGCGGGACCGGAGGGACGUGGGAGCCUACGCCCCACUGACACGCCACGGGACGCUGGUGGUGGACGACGUGGUGGCCUCGUGCUUCGCCCUGGUGCAGGAGCAACAUCUGGCACAGCUGGCCUUCUGGCCACUCCGGCUCUACCACAGCCUGGUGGGGUGGCCAGGGGAGCAGGGGGAUGGUGUGCACUGGUACUCGGGGCUGCUCUACCGCCUGGGCAGGCUGCUCCUGCCCCCCGACAGCUUCCACCCGCUGGGGGUACCCCAGGUGGAGAGCUGAGGGUGCGCCCCAGCCGGCACUGCUGGCGGAGGUGGUGGCUGCGGGGCAGCUCACUGGGGACCAGCAUCCCCUCCCAAAGCUGGGUGCCCAUGGGGAGCUGCCUCCAGCCCUGCCUGCUUGGGGCACAGCCACCUCCUGGUUGGGGGGCACCAGGGCUCCCUAGUGUGCCUCCUCCAUGCCCACCGCCCCCUCCUCACCCCCAUUGUUCCUGGGGGCAGGGAGGGAGGGAUGAAGGGUUGCUCCCCCCUGGACAUGGGGGUGCCCCUGGCUGGAUCCACAUGCUGCUAUUUGUGUGUGUGCGUAUGAUGUGUGUGUGCGUGUGCAGAAUUAGCUAACGGCGGAGGUCUGAUAGAUGAGGGGGAGCGGGAAGUGGAGAGAGCUCCCACGGGGCUCGCAGCCUGCCUGCACCCAGUGGGGAGGCUUUGGGAGAGGGGCCCCAGCACCCUUUGUUGUGCAGCCCAGGUGAGAGGGUGGGCGAUGCCAUUCCCACCCCUGGGACACGGCAGCUGGGAAGAAGGUGACCGAGGUACUGGGACUGUGCCUUGCCCUUAGCCUUGACUGUGGGUGCAGGGGGACACCCAAAACCAGCCCCUGUAUGCCUGGGGUGCCCAAGCACAGGCAGGGGUGGAGGGGCUGGCACGGCUCUGGGAUGAGACCCCUGACUUGGUGACGUGAGUGCUGCUGGAGCAAGAGGCUGGGGAGUGGGACCCUGAGCUCUGCCCCAAGCCAGCACUGGAGCCACCCGGCCCGUGGGGAGGCUGUGACAGCAUGGGGGGCUCUGGCUGGCAAGAGGGGGCUCUGGAGGCAGGCAGGUGGGCAGGAAGGUGUGAGUCCCUGCCAGGCAUGGGCAGGCACUGGUGGGAGCAGGGGCGGGGAGACCUGGGGCUGCAGCCCCAGCCUGCUGGAGCAGAGGGAAGGAAAGCGGCUGGGGACAAAACACUCCCUUCCUUGCCUUCCUGCCCUGGCCUGGCUCAGCCCAAAGCCAUGCCUUUCUCACCCCAAAGCUAAAAAAAAAAAUCCCCAAGCUCCAGACUGGCCUGACCUCCCCAACGCCCCCCUGAGCACCCCUCAGAGUAACCCGUUGCUGCUGACCCACUCCCAGGAUCUGUGGGGAGUCACAUCAGAGCUGCAGCCACAAUUCCCACCCACCCCCCCCCGCCCCGCCCCGCCCCCCAAAUCCUAGCUAGAGUCUCAGCCUCCCCUGGCUCCAUGUUAGUGGAGGUGAGGGGGUGGGAGGGUUUGGGCUAUGACCCGUGUCCCCCCUGCAGCAUCACGCGUCUUUAUUUAUUUAUCUGCUCUUUAUAUGUGCCAUAGAUGGGAGGCAUUGUGGGCGCGUGCAGGGUGAGACGGGAGUGGGCAGGGGGGAAAGAUGUUCAGUUGGGAGGGGUGAUUUUUUUUUUAAAAACAAAAUGCAGAAAUUAUUUAAAGAUUAUUUUAAAGCACAGUUUUUAUGGUGAUUGUUGUCUGGGGUGACGUGAGAAAGCGCGAGCGCGGCCGACGGCAGGUGUAUUUUUGUCUCUUCACUGGAUGUACCUUUCCUGGUCGGGGACACGGCCCAAUAAAUCCAUCGUCUCCCA
Messenger RNA from Tyto alba (common barn owl), 2804 nucleotides. It is a transcript of the gene IHH, whose product is annotated as Indian hedgehog signaling molecule. The record is from RefSeq and is a predicted model, not a curated record. The transcript has 3 exons. Gene Ontology annotation, biological process: protein autoprocessing; regulation of gene expression; cell fate specification. Gene Ontology annotation, molecular function: patched binding; calcium ion binding. Lineage: Eukaryota; Metazoa; Chordata; Aves; Strigiformes; Tytonidae. The coding region runs from base 1 to 1227 and encodes 408 amino acids.